AUGACUGGAUUCAUUUUAGUUGCCAAUUCUGGAAAAAAAAUCUCUCUAGAACACGCUUCUCAUCCUUGUCCAAAAUGUAAAAACCAAAGCUCUGUACAAUUGACAAGGUCUGAAAAAUCGUUGAUUGUUUUGAACAAACGCAUUACGGACAAUUCAACUGUACGAUACGAAUGUUCACAGUGUAAAUGGAAAAAUCAAAUGCUACCU
Molecule: messenger RNA, 207 nt
Organism: Mycotypha africana
Lineage: Eukaryota; Fungi; Mucoromycota; Mucoromycetes; Mucorales; Mycotyphaceae
Exons: 1
Source: RefSeq, a predicted model, not a curated record